AUGAAAAAGAAAUCCCAUCCUAAGGUUCCACUCGAAGACAAUCCAACACCUGCACCACAUCCAGCUCGAGGAGUUUAUGGGUUUGCUCUCUACAUUGUUUCUUGGUGCUUACUAAUUUGCUACUUAUUCUGGGCUAUCGUUCCUACUCCAAUACUCAAUAGAUUAGGUAUCACAUACGUGCCUGCAAAGUAUUGGGCUAUUGCUGGUCCUUUGCUUUUUCCUCUUGGUGUGACAUCUUACGUUUGCAUUAUAUUCGGAAUAAACAUAAUCCGAUUCCGUGGAUAUAGAAUUUUGGAUAACGUUGAGUACAUUGAGCACGAUUUUGGAGAACGUGCCGGCUUCCAAGGAUUGCCCGCUGAAGAAGCUAGGCUAGAGCUGAUUAGCAAACUCGCUGUAAAAUGA
Messenger RNA from Auanema sp. JU1783, 402 nucleotides. NCBI's taxonomy places the organism in Eukaryota, Metazoa, Nematoda, Chromadorea, Rhabditida, Rhabditidae. The record is from the annotation of a GenBank genome assembly.